Molecule: messenger RNA, 1539 nt
Organism: Oncorhynchus masou masou (cherry salmon)
Lineage: Eukaryota; Metazoa; Chordata; Actinopteri; Salmoniformes; Salmonidae
Exons: 1
Coding region: 1-1539 (512 amino acids)
Source: RefSeq, a predicted model, not a curated record
AUGCUCCCCACUUCCCUUCCUCCAUGCUCAGCACUCGCCUCCUCCACGCUCCUCACUCCCUUCCUCCAUUCUCCCCUCCACCACGCUCUACACUCCCCUCCUCCACACUCCCCACCUCCACGCUCCCUUCCCUCCACGCUCUACACCUCCCACCACGCACCCCACUCCCCUCCACCGCGCUCCCCACUCCCCUCCUCUUCCUCCACCACGCUCCCCCUCCCCUCCUCCACGCUCCCCUCCACCACCUCCACAGUCCCCCCUCCCUCCCUCCACCUCCCGUAUGCUCCCCAUUCUCCUCCUUCCCCUCCACGAUGCUCCCCACUCCCUUCCUCACGCUCCCCGCUCCCUCCACCACGCUUCACUCCACUCCUCCACACUCCCCACUCCCUUCCUCCAUGCCCCACUCCCUUCCUCCACGCUCCCCUCCACCAAAAUCCCCACUCCCUUCCUCCACGCUUCCCUCAACCCACUCUCCACUCCCCUCCUCCACGCUCCCCACCGCCAUGGUCCCUAAUCCCUUCCUCCACGCUCCCCACUCCCCUUCCUCCACGCUCCCCUCCAUCACGCUCCCCACUCCCCUCCACAUGCUCCCCAUCUCCAUGCUCCCCACCUCCAUGCUCCCCACUCCCCCUCCUUUCCUCCAUGCUCCCCUCCACCAUGUUCCCCACUCCCUUCCUCCACGCACGCUCCCCACUCCCCACUCCCCCCUUCCACUCCCCUCUUCCUCCACGCUCCCCCUCCCUUCCUCCAAGCUCCCCUCCACCACGCUCCCCACUCCCCUCCUCCACACUCCCCACUCCCAUUUCCUCCACGCUCCCCUCCACCACGCUCUUCACUCCCCUCCUCCACGCCCACCACUCCCUUCCUCCAUGCUCCCUCCACCACACUCCCCACUCCCUUCCUCCACGCUCCCCUCCACCACGCUCCCCACUCCCCUCCUCCACACUCCCCACUCCCCACUCCCUUCCUCACGCUCCCCACUCCCUCCUCCACGCUGCCCUCCACCACGCUCCCCACUCCCCUCCUCCACGCUCCCCUCCACCACGCUUCACACUCCCCUCGUCCAUACUCCCUUUCCCCACUAACCUCCCGAAUGCUCCCCAUUCCCCUUCCUCCACGCUCCCCUCCACCAUGCUCCCCACUCCCUUUCUCAACGCUCCUCGCUCCCCUCCACCGCGCUCUCCACUCCCCUCCUCCUCCACGCUGCCCUUUCCCUUCCUCCAUACUCCCCACUCCCCUCCACCACACUCCCCACUCCCCACCUCCACACUCCCCACUCCCUUCCUCCACCACGCUCUCCACGCUCCCCUCCACCACGCUCUCCACUCCCUUCCUCCACGCUCCCCACUCCCCUCCUCCACGCUCCCCUCCAUCACGCUCCCCACUCCCCUCAUCCACACUCCCCUCCUACACGCUCCUCACUCCCUUCCUCCAUGCUCCCCUCCACCACACUCUCCACUCCACUCCUCCACACUCCCCUCCUCCACGCCCCCACUCACCUUCCUCCAUUCUCCAUUCCUCCAUGGGGCGGCAGGGUAG